Molecule: messenger RNA, 1905 nt
Organism: Auanema sp. JU1783
Lineage: Eukaryota; Metazoa; Nematoda; Chromadorea; Rhabditida; Rhabditidae
Source: the annotation of a GenBank genome assembly
AUGGGGCGAGGUAAGAAUGCUCGGAGGAAGUCAAGGUUACAAGAAAUAUCGCAACUUGGAGAUAUGGAUAAAUUAGAAUUUAAAAUGGAUUUCAUUAAAGAAGUAGGUAGUCGUUGGAAACGGAACCCUGUAUUCACCAGAGCUAUUAGAGGACCUACAGCGGAGGUAACUUGUGGAUUUCAAGGAAUCCCCUUUUGCGUCAUUGGGGUGAAAGGAGAAGGAGCAAGUGUUAAAGCUGCCGAAGCUAAUCUAGCUUUCAAUUUUCUGUCAUUCCUUGAAAAUGGUUAUAUCAGUAAAGAAUCUGUUAGGAAUAUCAGAGGGAGAUGGUCACAAUCCACCGAGGAAAUCGACGAAAUUGUGAACGUUUUCCAAUUUAUAGAAAAUGUAUUGAAAGGAAAUGCCUAUGAGGAAUUAAGAACUAGUAGGGACGAGACUACCCCCACUUGCCGUUCUCUUGCACGUAACUUGAAAACGAAAGUCAAAGCAGCUCUCAAGCGCAAAGAUCAAGGCUUUAUGCAGAAUCCCAGUUCUACUCGAAAAAGAAAGAAUGAAGAUUCGAUCAGUGAAGAUCAACCGAAAGUUCGUAAAACUGAUAUAGGAGCUGUAAUACGAGGGGCCGAUGAUGAUGAAAUUAUAUGCUUGGACGACACCGGUGAUUUGUCUACAAGUAUAAACGUUUCACCAGCCAAAGAGAAAGAUACCAUGAAAAUCUUAGAAGCAUGGGCUGCUCUCGAAAAGAAGGGUUUUUAUGCAGGAUCUGAAUCCUUAGCUGAUUGGUGUUCCAAGAACUGCUUACCUGUUGACUUUGAAAGAUCUUUGUUGGGUGUUGAGUACUGCGCACCUCACGGUCAUCAAGAUAGGAUCAAUAAUUAUAUAUCGAAAUAUCCAGACGACAUCGAAAGACUCGAGAAAAACAUUUGGAAACAUUAUGAGAGUAAUGGACAGAACACUCUCAUAUACAACAGUAAAAUGGAAGCGCGUGAGUUGCUUCUCGAGCAGAUCAGUUUGUUAUUUCCUCGUCGUCAUCUUCAAAUGUUUGCUGUAGGAUCCACUGUUAAUGGUUGUGGAAGUUAUAAUUCAGAUAUGGAUUUGUGUCUUUGCAUGCCAAAGGAAGGCACUAUAGAUGACUUCGAAGUAGACAGGACUUCUGCUAUGAGAGUUCUGAGGAAAAUAAAUACAGCUAUGAGCACCAGGCCUGCUUUCAGGAAGUUAGUCAGAAGAGCAGAUUUCGUACCCGCAAAGGUGCCGAUAAUAAAAAUGAAAAUGAAUCCGCCAUACGAAGAGUUGGAUCUUGAUAUUAAUGUAAACAAUACUGCAGGCAUAUACAAUUCCCAUUUAAUCCAUUAUUACUCCAAGGUUGACGCCAGGUUUCCAGCUCUAGCCCUCCUAAUAAAACACUGGGCUAUUACUAAUAAUGUUAAUGAUCCAAUGAAUGGUACGCUCAAUAGUUAUUCUAUCAUCCUCCUUGUGUUGCACUAUUUACAAUGUGGUGUGCGUCCUGCAGUUCUGCCCAAUCUUCAGUAUCUAUUCCCUAAACGAUUUUCUGAUAUGCCACCUCUUAAUGAAUUACAUUUAUAUCAAGACCUUAUCGGAGUACCAGAGCGUCCUAUGAACAGUUCAUCAAUAGCGGAGCUAUUGAUAGGUUUUUUUUAUUAUUAUAGAAGUUUUGAUUUUACGACAUAUGCUAUAUCUAUAAGAAAUGGAAAGCGGUUUCUAAGGGCGAAAAUGUCCAUUGACACACAACAUUAUCAAAUGUAUUUAGAAGAGCCUUUUGAUGGUAAAAAUACUGCCAGAUGUGUAACCAAACCUCAUUCAAUGCAUAGUAUACGUCAUGCCAUUAAUAAAGCAUGUAUCCAAUUUUGUGAAAAAUCUCCAAGACUGAGCAACAUAGAUGUUAAGGUUUGA